Molecule: messenger RNA, 1410 nt
Organism: Lactuca saligna
Lineage: Eukaryota; Viridiplantae; Streptophyta; Magnoliopsida; Asterales; Asteraceae
Source: the annotation of a GenBank genome assembly
AUGGAAGUUUCCGGCACCGGCGCCCACGUCCUGGUAUUCCCAUACCCUGCACAGGGACACAUGCUUGCUCUCCUUGAUCUCACCCACCAAUUAGCCACCCGAGGUUUAUCCAUCACCAUACUCGUCACUCCCAAAAACCUCUCACAGUUAACCACUCUUCUCUCCGCCCAUCCAACCACCAUAAAAAGCCUCGUCCUACCCUUCCCAUCCCACCCUUCCAUUCCUCCCGGCGUCGAGAAUGCGUCAGGUCUUCCUUUUUCUGCCUUCAACGACAUGAUGGUCGCCCUAGGUGAUCUCUACAACCCCGUACAUGAAUGGUUCCGCAACCACCCUACUCCGCCAGUAGCCAUCAUCUCCGAUUUGUUUUUGGGGUGGACGCACAACCUCGCGUCCCAGCUCGGAAUCCACCGUUACGUAUUUUCUCCCACCGGUGCUUUGGGUUUGUCUGUGAUCAACUCCCUGUGGCGUUACCUCCCCAAAAGAGAUGACCCAACAAACGUCAACGCUCUGAUUUCAUUUCCAAACAUCCCCAAUUGCCCAACCUUCCCAUGGUGGCAGGUGUCCCCGGUGUACCGGAGCUAUGUAGAAGGAGAUCCAACUACGGAGUUCGUCAAAGAUGGGUUACGUGCCAAUAUGGCGAGUUGGGGAGUCAUUAUCAACUCGUUUAGGGAGUUGGAUCGGGUAUACUUCGAUCACAUAAAGGCGGAAUCUGGCCAUGAUCGAGUGUUCGCCGUUGGACCUUUGCUUCCUUCUAGCAAGAAUACUACCGAAAGAGGUGGUCCCAGUUCCAGCUCUAGCGACUUACUUUCAUGGCUCGACACAUGUGCUGCUCACACGGUGGUGUUCGUAAGUUUCGGAAGUCAAUUUGUGUUGAACAACAAGCAGAUGGAGGAGAUAGCAGUCGGGUUAGAGAGAAGCGGCGUCAAGUUCGUAUGGGCAGUGAAGGAACCCACCGGAGGACAUGCUGCCGGAGCAUACGGGAAGAUCCCAGCCGGAUUCGAAGAUCGGGUGGCCGGCAGAGGGGUUGUUGUUAGAGGUUGGGUCCCGCAGGUGGCGAUACUCAAUCAUGGAGCGGUGGUUGCAUUAUUGACUCAUUGUGGUUGGAAUUCAAUCAUGGAAGCGUUGAUGGCCGGAGUUUUAAUGCUGACAUGGCCGAUGAGCGCUGAUAACUUCUCCAAUGCGAUGUUGUUGCACCAGAUGAAAGUCGGUCUCAAAGCAUAUGAGGGAGCUGAUACCGUUCCUGAUUCAGGUGAGUUGGCACGGCUGUUUAGGAAAUCGGUGAGUGAGGAAACAAGAGUGGAAAGAAAGCGAGUGACAGAGUUCGCCAUAGCCGCCAAGGAAGCUGUCGGAGAAGGUGGAAGUUCGUCGAAAGAUUUGGACCAACUAGUCCUCAACUUGUCCCAUAAAUGA